Solanum tuberosum (potato) is the source of this 2835-nucleotide messenger RNA. RefSeq lists its product as uncharacterized. Bases 1 to 2835 code for a protein of 944 amino acids. The transcript is spliced from 7 exons. Gene Ontology annotation, molecular function: nucleic acid binding; zinc ion binding. The record is from RefSeq and is a predicted model, not a curated record. NCBI's taxonomy places the organism in Eukaryota, Viridiplantae, Streptophyta, Magnoliopsida, Solanales, Solanaceae.
AUGGAGGGAGCAGUGGCGAGAGGCCGUGGUAGAGGUCGCGGGAGAAGGCCAACUAGAGGCAGAGGACAAGCACCUAGUCCAACUAGGGAUAGAGCGGUGACUCCUCCACCGAUUGAUGAGGUUGCGAUAGAGGGUGAUGAAGGGGACGAUGAGCAGAUUCAAGAGAAGGAAGUACCACCCCAGCCUACUCCAAAGAUGAUUAAUCAGGUUCUAACUUAUCUCAGUGGGUUAUCUGAUCAGGGCCAGGCACCCCAGCGUUUUCUACACCAGCACCUCAGGUUCAGGGAGUACAACAUGCAGUUGUUGUGGCUCCCCGCAUGGAUGCGUCCUUGGAAACAGACAUUCUUCAAGGCUACCGAAUCUGAAGAUGCUUAUGAUUUCCUGGUUGAUUGUCAUGAGCUGCUACAUAAGAUGGACAUAGUGGAGCGAUUCGGUGUUGAGUUUGUGACCUACCAGUUUCAAGGAGAUGCCAAAAUAUGGUGGAGGUCUCAUGUUGAGUGUCAACCAGAAAAGGCACCACCUAUGACUUGGGCAACAUUUUCUAGCUUCUUCAUGGAGAAGUAUAUACCCCGGACUUUGAGGGACAACAGGAGAGAUGAGUUCCUAAACAUAGAGCAAGGAAGGAUGUCUGUUGUAGCUUAUGAGGCCAAAUUUCGUGCAUUAUCCAGGUAUGCCACUCAGCUUUGCUUCAGUCCGCAAGAGCGGAUUCGCCGCUUUGAAGUGGUUGACUUUGUGAUAGAGGUAGAGGGGGUGAAACCAGAUGACUUCACUGAGGUUUUAACGUUUAAGAAGUUCCGUAAGGGAGGUGAGUUUAGUGGUUCUUACUCUAGAGGGCAGAGUUUAGGGGGUUAUCCACCCCGCCCUAUUAAGUCUUCAUUGCAGUCUUCUUCAUCUUCACAAAGACCUACACUCGACUCCAGGACUUGUUAUGGAUGUGGGGAGGCCGGACAUACGAGGAAAUAUUGUCCAAAGCAGAGUCAGGCACGGUACGAUCGGAGUUACAGAUCUCCAGCAGUUAGAGGUAGGGGUGGUCAUGGUAGAGGCCGUCAUUCUGGAGGACGUGGCGGACAAGGUAAUGGUGGUCACCAGUUUAGCCGCGGUGGCGGGCAGGUUGGAACUACUAGAGCGCAACCCGGCAGGGGCAAUGGACAGACAAGUAAUAAGGCCCAUUGUUAUGCUUUCCCUGGGAGGUUAGAGGCAGAGACAUCUGAUGUUGUUAUCAUAGGUACACUUCUAGUCUGUGAUUGCAUGGCUUCUGUAUUGUUUGACCCUGGAUCCACAUUUUCUUAUGUAUCUUCUUCGUUCUCUACUGGUCUUGAUUUGCAUUGUGAUUUGAUUGACAUGCCUAUUCGUGUCUCUACUCCUAUCAGUGAGUCUGUGAUAGUUGAGAAGGUGUAUAGGUCUUGCCUUAUGACUUAUGUGGGGAGCAACCCUUAUGUAGAUUUGAUUAUUAUAGAGAUGGUUGAUUUUGAUGUAAUUCUGGGUAUGACUUGGCUUUCUCCAAAUUUUGCUAUCUUAGAUUGUAAUGCUAAGACUGUGACCUUGGCCAAGCCUGGGACAGAUCCACUAGUGUGGGAGGGUGACUACUUUCCCGCCCCAGUUCGUAUUAUCCUUUUUCUUCAUGCUAAGAGGUUGGUGAGUAAGGGUGGUUUAGCUUUCUUGGAACAUCUCAGGGAUGAUACUUCCAAAGUGCCUUCAAUCGAGUCUGUUUCGAAAGUCCGUGAGUUUACAGAUGUUUUUCCUGCAGACCUGCCUGGUAUGCCACCAGAUAGAGAUAUUGAUUUUUGUAUUGACUUGGAGCCAGGGACUCACCCCAUUUCCAUUCCACCUUAUAGAAUGGCCCCAGCUGAGUUAAGGGAGUUAAAGGACCAACUUCAGGAGUUGUUAGAUUUGAGGUCCGGUUAUCAUCAAUUGAAAAUGCAGGCAACAGAUGUUCCAAAGACUGCUUUUCGAACCAGGUAUGAGCAUUAUAAAUUCAUAGUAAUGUCUUUCGGGCUUACGAAUGCCCCUGCUGCUUUCAUGAGUCGGAUGAACAGAAUUAUUAAGCCAUAUAUGGACCUCUUUGUUAUUGUAUUCAUUGAUGAUAUACUGAUAUACUCAAGAGCCUGGAAGGAACAUGAGAAGCAUUUGAGAAUUGUAUUGGGGUUGUUAAGGGAGAAAAGGCUUUAUGCCAAAUUCUCCAAGUGUGAGUUUUGGCUUGAUUCAAUGUCCUUCUUAGGGCACGUGGUUUCUAAGGAUGGAGUGAUGGUGGAUCCCACUAAGAUUGAAGCGGUGAAGAAUUGGGUAAGGCCUACUAAUGUUUCAGAGGUAAGAAGCUUUGUUGGUUUAGCUAGCUACUACCGCCAAUUUGUCAAGGGAUUCUCUUCCAUUUCUUCCCAGCUGACCAAUUUGACCAAGCAGAAUGUUCCAUUUGUAUGGUCAGAUGAGUGUGAGAAAAGCUUCCUGAAACUCAAGACCUUGUUGACUGCUGCACCGAUUCUCGCCUUGUCAGUGGAAGGUAAGAAUUUCAUUGUUUAUUGUGAUGCAUCUUAUUCUGGUUUGGGUGCAGUACUAAUGCAGGAGAGGAAUGUAAUUGCUUAUGCUUCAAGUUUACAAUAUGUGUUCACUCAGAAGGAUUUGAAUUUGAGGCAGAAGAGGUGGAUGGACUUAUUGAAAGACUACGAUAUUACUAUUCUAUAUCACCCGGGAAAAGCUAAUGUUGUGGAUGAUGUUCUAAGUAGAAAAGCAGGGAGCAUGGGGAGUUUGGCCAACUUACAGGUUUCUAGAUGCCCAUUGGCUAGAGAGGUUCAAACUCUGGCUAAUGACUUUAUGAGGCUGGAAGUACUCGAGAAAUGA